Molecule: messenger RNA, 1443 nt
Organism: Arabidopsis arenosa
Lineage: Eukaryota; Viridiplantae; Streptophyta; Magnoliopsida; Brassicales; Brassicaceae
Source: the annotation of a GenBank genome assembly
AAAAUACUAACAAAACCCAUUCCUCAAGAAAACAAUUACUUUAAAACAAAAAAAUUGAUAAAUUGCUUUAGUGUCAAAUUUUGAGAUCUGUAGAAGAUGAGCGACGGAGACGACGCCGCUAGACGCCGUACCGCGGCGGUGACUGAUUACCGGAAGAAGCUCCUUCAUCACAAGGAGCUCGAAUCCCGUGUCCGCACAGCUAGAGAGAAUUUAAGAGCAGCUAAGAAGGAAUUCAACAAAACUGAGGAUGAUUUGAAGUCUCUUCAAAGUGUUGGUCAGAUUAUCGGAGAAGUAUUACGUCCUCUUGAUAAUGAGCGAUUGAUUGUUAAGGCAAGUAGUGGCCCUCGUUAUGUGGUGGGUUGUCGUAGCAAGGUGGACAAGGAAAAGCUUACCUCGGGAACUCGAGUUGUUCUGGAUAUGACUACGCUGACUAUAAUGCGAGCCCUUCCUCGUGAAGUCGAUCCUGUUGUUUAUAACAUGUUGCAUGAAGAUCCAGGAAACAUUAGUUACUCUGCAGUGGGUGGUUUAGGUGAUCAGAUUAGAGAACUCAGAGAAUCUAUUGAGCUGCCUCUCAUGAAUCCUGAACUUUUCCUUAGAGUUGGGAUUAAACCUCCUAAGGGUGUCCUUCUGUAUGGACCUCCGGGUACUGGAAAAACUCUACUAGCUAGGGCCAUUGCCAGCAAUAUCGACGCCAACUUCUUGAAGGUUGUAUCAAGUGCAAUCAUAGACAAAUACAUUGGAGAAAGUGCUAGGUUGAUCCGAGAAAUGUUUAACUAUGCUCGUGAACACCAGCCUUGUAUCAUUUUCAUGGAUGAAAUCGAUGCUAUUGGUGGGCGCCGUUUUAGUGAAGGAACUAGUGCUGAUCGUGAAAUCCAAAGAACACUUAUGGAGUUACUCAACCAGCUUGAUGGGUUUGACCAACUUGGAAAGGUGAAAAUGAUAAUGGCCACCAACAGGCCGGAUGUUCUUGAUCCAGCACUUCUCCGUCCGGGUAGGUUAGAUAGAAAGAUUGAGAUCCCGUUGCCAAAUGAACAAUCAAGAAUGGAAAUCCUCAAGAUCCACGCCUCUGGUAUUGCCAAGCAUGGAGAAAUAGACUAUGAGGCUAUCGUGAAACUUGGAGAGGGUUUCAAUGGUGCCGAUCUGCGUAACAUAUGCACUGAAGCUGGAAUGUUUGCAAUAAGAGCGGAGCGCGACUAUGUAAUCCAUGAAGACUUCAUGAAGGCGGUGAGAAAGCUGAGCGAGGCCAAGAAACUUGAGUCGAGCUCUCACUAUAACGCGGAUUUCGGGAAAGAGUAAGAAAAGAACAAGCUCAGAGAAGAAGAGAGGGCCUAAGGGGGUAGUGAAAAACUCUGUUAUUCACUUCGAAAAACAAGCUAAUGAUUCUGUUUCAGUUUCUCAAUGUUUUGUAUUUGAGGUUUUAGUAUACACAAAAAUUCUUGCUUU